Chrysemys picta bellii (western painted turtle) is the source of this 1174-nucleotide messenger RNA. RefSeq names its product potassium calcium-activated channel subfamily M regulatory beta subunit 1 (gene KCNMB1). NCBI's taxonomy places the organism in Eukaryota, Metazoa, Chordata, Testudines, Emydidae. The record is from RefSeq and is a predicted model, not a curated record. Gene Ontology annotation, biological process: potassium ion transport; detection of calcium ion. Gene Ontology annotation, molecular function: calcium-activated potassium channel activity; potassium channel regulator activity. Gene Ontology annotation, cellular component: voltage-gated potassium channel complex; membrane.
ACUUCCAGAGCACAGGAAAGGAGCUGUAGUGGAAAGGAGAGUCAGGCCUCUGAACAUUGUGGCUUUCUACUUUUCAGCAAUUAAUCUUAAGAGGACUGCAUCCGUUCAUACCUUACCAUUUAUGGUAAUAGGAAUCUUCAUAAUAAGGAAAUAAGCUCAGAGUUCAGCCAGAGCAAAACAAACCCAGAGGAGUCCUGGAAAGGAAAGUUUUUAACUCUAGGUUUUGCUGUUUCAUCACUGGUGUGGAAAGGUUUUCACCUACCAGGAUCAGUCAAACAACAGAAACUAUGUCAUGAGCUAAAGACGCCGAAAGAGCAGCAUUCGCCAGUGACCAACGAGAAAUUUCAGAAUCCACAACACUAAAUCAUGUUGGGGAAAAAAUUGGUGACCUCACAGAAGCGAGGGGAGACCAGGGCAUUAUGCCUGGGACUAGGAAUGGUUGCAUGCUCAGUGAUGAUGUACUUUUUUAUUGGGAUCACAAUUAUGCCAUCCUACAUGAACAGCGUUUGGACCAAAGAAACUACAUGCAAACUGCUCAAAACCAACAUCAAGGACAAAGUCCAAUGCUCGUUCAACAAUGGUGCAGGUGACGAAAACAUUUUCCAGUAUCCUUGUCUAGAGGUAUUGGUUGAUUUGAACUUCUCAGGACAAGAGGUUAUGCUCUAUCAUAAUGAAGAAACACAGGAAAGAAAUCCCAAGUGCUCCUAUAUUCCACGAGACUUGAAGAACGACAAAGAAGUUAAAACGCUAAUAGAAACUGCCGCAGAAAAUUUCCGAAAGCAUCAGACUUUCCCUUGUUAUUACGACCCAGAACGAAGACAGACAAGUGUCAUUUUAAUAAGGCUAUAUCCUCCAAAGGGCCUUUUCUUUGCUUUCCUCUGGCCUUCCCUUAUGUUGACUGGUGGAGUUCUGAUUAUCAUCAUGGUGAAAGUCAGUCAAUAUGUUUCUGUACUUUCUGCUUGGCAAUACAAAACAAACAUAUAAUGGUCCACAAAAAAACAAGCUAAAGUUUCUUUUCCCCACACACUGCCUUCUCAGUCUGUAUUUUGUAAUUCUUAAAAUGUACCAUGUUCAGUGGUCAGAGUUCUCGAGAAGAGAUAUGUUGUCUGAGUUUAUAUACCAUGGAUUACCAUGAGUUAGAUAUCAAAUAAAACAGAUAUGUGGGAACCCAGGG